CAGAAACUGCUAGGACAGGAUCAGCACUACAAUAUUUCUGUUCUCCUGCCUUUGUUUUACGGCAUUUUUACAGCUCACUUGUUACAAAGAGGAAAAUAUCUAUUAAAAAAAAGAAAGUGAUGAAGUGCAAAUACCUGUCUGACAUGCUCUGUGCUCUGUUCCCUGCUGCUGAGAACUGUGAUAAGUUAGUUCUGCUGCCUUGCUCUGUUGGCUGAAAAUGACUGGUGAUGUGAAAAUGAUGAUAAAGCUUCCAGAUGUUUGGUAUUUUUUUAGACCGGUAAUACCUUAUUUUGCUUAAGCUUUAUUUCUUUUCUAUGUGUACAUACAUGGCUCAAAGAAUGUGCACUUGAUCCUUCCAUGCAUCCCCAGUGCAUGUCGUGUGUGGACAACAGGAAGAGCUAAAGUUGCAUCCUUACUGUGAAAAUCCACAGAAAGCCCAUUCCACAAAUCAGCUUUUUUACCAGGACACUUACACUACCAGGACAUUGAUAAUCAUCCAGAUGCAGAGAUUGCUUUGGUACUUCUUUUUUUACUUUGAUAUCAUCUUACAAGCUCUAGCAUGAAGAUAGCUAUAAAGCAGCUGGAGAAUGGAAAAUAUCUGUUAAAAAUCAAAUAUGACAUGUUCAUCAUGGAUAGGAAUGUCCUUCUCAGUUAUACAACUGCUGUUCUGUAUUUUAACUGCAUUUACAAGACUUGUCUUGUUACCUUCUUGGGAGUUCACACUCCCAAGGUUAUUUGACACUCCCUCAGGCUAUAAAUUAUGGGCAUUUGCCUACUGAAGUGUGAUUUAUUAUUUUUAUAAAAAUGCCCAGCCCUUACAUCCUGUGUUUAGCUGGAAAGUAGCUUCUUUGUGCACCAAGACUUUAAAUUGUGAGCAGCCAUUUACUUACUGCUUUUACUUCUUUGGAUCGUGUUGUUCAAGGGUCUCGGUUCACUCCUCUCACCAUGAAGAGUUUUGUUCUCCUUUUCCUCGUUGUGAUCUGUGGCAUGGGAGGACUGGGACAGAAGCUGAAGCCAAAGAAAAGAAGCAAUGGUGAAGAAAUCAAAUUUCGGACUAAAACCAAAGAUGUUUGCACAAUAACCACGAGUGGUGAUGACGAGGAGAUGGAACUUAGAAUUGAAUGCAAAAGCCAAGGCAUGUCCUACUGGUGUGAAUUCACUGGCAAGCCAUCAGUCUGUCGUGCUUUCAGAAAUAAUCCAAAGAUUUACUGGAAUCAGAUCGCUGCAGAACUCAGAAAGGUCCCGCACGCUUGCGAAUCCAUGGAAGUGUUGAAGACCACCAUGUGCCAAAAGGCUCCCCCAGAGGCUCUCAUGAGGCAAAUAGCUGCUGGUAUGGAGCCAGAAGAUCUAGCAAACCAGGAAAAAUCAGUCCAGAAAGCUUCCAUUCCUAUGAGAGAAGCAGGGCAAAACUCUGACCUAGCUCUACAUGGUCAAGGGUCUGAAAAUGAAACAGAAGCAAUGAAACUGGCACGGGAACACUGCUGGGAAUCUCUGCAUGGUGUCUGCUCCUACAUCAUUGGCAUCCUUAGGGGUUAAGGAUUUGCUUCAGAGCAGUGGUAUUACAGCUGAAGAAGGGUCCUUGCUGCAUUGUAAUAAUUUAGACAUAAGAAUUUUGGUUAAAAAUCAGUAAUUUCUAUAAUUUUUUUAGCUGUUUCCUUUUUAAAGAAAAUAGAAACUUUUUAACACCUCUGAAAAAUUCACAAAACUGGAGUGACUGUGCUCAAAGUAUUAGGAUGAACUAACUGCCCUUAGGCUUGUUACACACCCAGGUGUACUGCAUUUAUGUAACCUUGGAUCUGCUUGACCUUGCAUAGGUUUUUGUGUGUAUUGACUUGCUUCAGUUUGUUAGAGAUGAAAGCUGUUAAUGAUGAUACAGUUAGUGCAAACAAUAAAAAUAUGAUUUUUUGAAAA
Haemorhous mexicanus (house finch) is the source of this 1911-nucleotide messenger RNA. RefSeq names its product fibroblast growth factor binding protein 2 (gene FGFBP2). Gene Ontology annotation, biological process: cell-cell signaling. Bases 946 to 1536 code for a protein of 196 amino acids. The record is from RefSeq and is a predicted model, not a curated record. Gene Ontology annotation, molecular function: growth factor binding. Lineage: Eukaryota; Metazoa; Chordata; Aves; Passeriformes; Fringillidae. The transcript has 2 exons.